This is a messenger RNA of Aphidius gifuensis, 1699 nucleotides long. RefSeq lists its product as uncharacterized. Gene Ontology annotation, biological process: SCF-dependent proteasomal ubiquitin-dependent protein catabolic process. The record is from RefSeq and is a predicted model, not a curated record. NCBI's taxonomy places the organism in Eukaryota, Metazoa, Arthropoda, Insecta, Hymenoptera, Braconidae. Gene Ontology annotation, cellular component: SCF ubiquitin ligase complex. The transcript has 2 exons. The coding region runs from base 150 to 1556 and encodes 468 amino acids.
AUGACAUUAAAAAAUACAAAUGUAAAUCAUCAAUUGAACGUUGUUAUGAUAACCGUUUGUUGACACAAUCAUACCUUGAAAAAAUAUUAUUAAGAUGUGGUAAAUAUUUAAGAGAAUUGUCUGUCUCAGAUAUUUUUAAUUCGAGGAUCAUGCCGUUUGUUGGUGAUCAUUGUAAAAAUUUGACAACCUUGGAAUGUAAAUUUGAUGAUAAUUCCUUAAUUGAUAAUGCUGAUCACUUUGUUCAAGCAUUUACACACUUGGAUAAAUUGAAAUGCAUUAAAAUGUUACUGAACCAUACGACAGAAAAUAAAACAAUGAAUCUAUUUGAAAUAAUUAAUAGUCUUCCAGAAGAAAUUGAUGAAAUUCAUAUAGUUUAUAAACAUUGGUUUUACGAUGAACGAGCAGUUUUUUUCACUUUAAAAAGAUUUAAAAAUCUUAAAAAACUGACUUUACAUAGCCUUUGUUUAGACGAGCUGAUUCUUCAAGAAAUAGCAGAAGCAACAACACUUGUUCAUCUUGACAUUGAACUAUGUAAUACACACAUAGAGUUUCCUCUAUUCAAUAAACUCGUUGAUUUAGAAUAUAUUCGAAUAGAGAUUAAAGGAAAAAAGAAAGAUAACAAAGUCUCUACAAAAGUACUCAACACUAUUUUUUGUAAAUGCAAAAAUCUAAAACAUCUUGAUAUUCCAAAUGAUUUUUAUGAUCUUGCUGAAAUUUCUUUGGCAAAAUGGAAAAACUUAAAAAAUUUAGAAUAUCUUCGUUUAUCUUGUUAUGAAAUACUACCUGACUUAGCAGAUACAAUUGUUAAAUAUUGCAAAAAUUUGAAACACUUGUUCAUGAACCCUAUAUGCCUUGAUAUAAAGGCAAAUGUUGUAAAAAAGUUAACAAAAUUGGAAAAUCUUGAAAGUUUAGAGAUCGAUGAUAGAUACCUCAGGGAGGAAGCAAUAAUCGCAAUUUCAAACAAUUGUAAAAAACUCAAACGUUUAGAACUUGAUGAUUGCACUCUAGUAUCAACAGGUAUUGAUGGUGACGAUUUUUCUUCUCCAUCUGUUUUUAUCGAGUUAUCAAAAUUACAAUAUCUUGAACAUCUAAGCUUGAAUUAUACAGAUAUUAUUGAUGAUAAUACAAUUAUUGCUAUUGCUAAUAAUUGUAAAAACCUAAAAUAUUUAGAUAUCUGUGGUAACAAUGACGAUAUUACCGAAACAGGUUUCGUUGCUUUAACAAAGUUGGAAAAUUUAGAAGUACUAAGAGUAGGUUUUCGUGAUCUUUCAGACAGCUACAUUAUCGGGUUAAAAGGAUUAAAAGAAUUUUAUUGUGGUUAUUGUUGGAAUCUUACUGAUACUGGUAUUAUUGAAUUUAUAAAAAAUAACCCAGAUCUUGAAGAUAUUAAUGUCAAAGGUAUAGAUAAUAUUACAAUGGACUUGGUUAUUGGUGCAGAUCAGGCAACUAAAAAUCGUACAAAUGGUAUAAUUUUACACAUAGAAGUAGAUGAUUCGUCAAUAAUUGAAGCUUCUAAGUCAAUAAUUGAAUCUCAAUGGUUGGUUGUUACUGAUUAGAGCAUCGAUCUAUCCAGAUCUAUCCUUCAAAUUAAUUUAAAUUUAUCGUAUAUCUAUCUCUCUUAUUCAUACGCUUAAUAUUUUUUCAUAACGUAUUCUUAAAAACACAUACAAAAUACGUUACCAAGUCAAAGACAUUGUAA